AUGGGUAGUAUUGCUUCUUGGAACAUCAGGGGGUUGAACCGCUCCCUCAAACAGAAGGAGGUUCGUCAGGUAGUUGUGGAUAAUCAUGUUCAGGUGUGUGCAAUCAUGGAGAUUCAUGUUGACAGUUCGAAUGUAUCCAAGGUGUGUCAAAAGGUUUUCAACUCGUGGCUUUGGACUACGAAUGCUAGUUGUUGUACGAAAGGAACUAGGAUCAUGCUUGGGUGGGAUCCUAAUGUAGUUGAUGUUAUGGUCCUCUCGCAAUCUGACCAGGUAAUUCACACCCAAGUGAUGUUCAAACUUGAUAAAAAGUCUCUAUUUUGUUCUUUUGUGUAUGCGGAGAACCAUUAUAUGAAUAGAAGGAACUUGUGGCAGAAUUUAUGUGGUCAUAGUGUUUUUAUGAAGGAUAAGUCGUGGGCUCUUAUGGGGGAUUUCAAUGCCUCAUUGUUUCUUGAUGAUUCGAGUGCUGGUACUUCAAAGUAUAACAUUGGUUCACGGGAGUUUAAGGAAUGUAUUAAUACCAUUGAAGUCUUUGAUGUUAAUAGUACAGGCCUUCACUUCACAUGGACGAAUAAUCAGCAACGAGGAGGCACUAUUUUUAAAAAAUUGGACCGAAUCAUGUGCAACAUAAACUGUAUUACGGACUUUCCAAAUGCAGGUGCUUAUUUUCACCCGUUUCGGGUCUCGGAUCAUGCCCCUUGUAUUCUGAAGUUACCGGGUAUAACUAGAGAAAAACCAAGACCGUUUAAAUUUGUGAAUUUGAUUGCGGAAAAGCAUGAUUUUCUUGAUGCGGUAAAUCUGAUUUGGAACAAAGAAAUUACGGGGUUUCAUAUGUAUCAAAUUGUUAUGAAACUUAAGCUCCUUAAAACCCCCUUGCGAAAGCUUUUCAUUCAACAAGGCAAUCUGCAUGAGAAUGUUAAGAAGGCUAGAAAAGAGCUAGAUGAAUGCCAGGGUGACAUGGAUCAGGAUCCGACUAAUGAGACCCUUCUCGCAAACCAUAGCAGUCUUCUUCAAAGGUACAAGGAUGCUAUUCAUGAUGAAGCAAUGUUCUUACAACAGAAGUCGAAAGUGGUUCUUAGUCCUAAUAUGGAUCUUUUUCGCAAUAAGCUUUCGGCUGUGAAAGCUAAUAAUAUGAUUCGAUCAGUGACUGAAGGUGAAAUUAAAGAAGCAAUGUUCUCCAUUGCCGGGAAUAAGGCGCCUGGCCCGGAUGGAUAUACCUCUGUUUUCUUUAAGAAGGCGUGGGAUAUUGUGGGAAAGAAUGUCUGUUUAGCGAUUCAGAAUUUCUUUAUGAAUGGCAAGCUUCUUAAUCAGCUAAACCACACGGUAAUUUCUUUAAUCCCGAAGGUUAAGACUCCUGAGUAUGUAACAGAUUAUAGGCCUAUUUCUUGCUGUAAUACUCUUUAUAAGUGUAUAAGUAAGAUUAUCACCACACGUAUUAAAGAGGGCCUUGGAGAUAUUGUUAAUAUUAAUCAGUCUGCUUUCAUCCUGGGUAGAAAGAUCUCAGAUAAUAUUCUCCUAACUCAAGAGUUAAUGCAUAAUUAUCAUCAGAAUCAUGGUCCCCCAAGAUGUGCUUUUAAAGUUGAUAUUCAGAAGGCUUAUGAUACGGUAGAUUGGGGUUUCUUGGAAAAUAUUCUUCACGGGUUUGGGUUCCACCAAAAGAUGAUUAAAUGGGUCAUGGCGUGUGUUACCUCGACCACGUUUUCUCUGGCGAUAAACGGGAAUCUUCAUGGCUAUUUUAAGGGGAAGCGGGGGUUACGACAAGGGGACCCUAUGUCUCCUUAUCUUUUUACGUUGGUAAUGGAGGUCCUUACGUUGACCCUGCAAAAGCAAGUUGAUGUUUCUACUGAUUUUCAAUUCCAUCAUAAAUGUGAAGAACAGAGGAUUAUUAACUUAUGCUUUGCUGAUGAUCUUUUCUUGUUUGCUCGUGGUGAUCCUAAGUCAGCGGCUGUCAUUCAAGAAUCGUUGAAUAUGUUCAAGAAUAUGUCGGGGCUGGUUCCGAGCAUGAAUAAGAGCACUGCUUUUUUUGGUAGAGUUCCGAAUCAUGUUAAAAUUCAAAUUCAAACCAUUAUGCGGUUCGAGGAAGGUGUACUUCUGGUACGGUAUCUCGGUGUCCCUCUUAUCUCUUCUCGAUUAAUUUAUUCUGAUUGUAAAAAGCUUGUUGAAAAUUUGGAAUCGAGAAUCACUGAUUGGAAAGCAAAAAGCUUGUCUUUUGCUGGUCGUCUUCAACUUAUUAGAUCAGUUUUAGCUUCUAUGCAUGUGUAUUGGUCGUCUGUUUUGAUCUUACCAAAAAGAAUUAUUCACGAUCUUGAAGAUAGGAUGCGAAGGUUUCUCUGGGCUCAAGGAAAUAACAUCAAAGGUAAAGCUAAAGUUAAAUGGAGUCGCGUGUGUUUGCCUAAGACAGAAGGUGGUUUAGGCAUUCGGAGAAUCUAUGACAUGAACAACGCUCUUAUGGUAGCGCAUAUUUGGAGCCUUUUGACCCAUAGGGAAUCCUUAUGGGUUAAAUGGGUUCACUCGUAUCGUAUCAAGGGGAGAAGUUUUUGGGAUGUACCUAUUCGGAACAAUAUGUCAUGGGGUUGGUGUAAGAUUCUCCAAUUAAGGUCGAUCAUUCGCCAACACAUCUGGAUUAAAUUGGGUAAUGGCGCUAAUACGCAAGUCUGGUUUGAUAAAUGGGAUGCCGUAUGUCCAUUGAGCCGAUUCAUCACUCCGAGAAUGAUAACAAAUGCGGGUCUUGAGAUGGGGGCUACGGUUGCGGAUAUGGUUCAUAACGGUGGGUGGGCUUGGCCGAAUUCUUGGGUAUCUAGAGUUCCGGCAUUGCAACAACUCGAGAAUGUGACGUUACUCUCACAAGUCCAAGAUAGGACUAUUUGGCGGUCUAGAAGUGGUGAAGAUAUGGAGUAUAGCACAUUUGGGGUGUGGAAUGAUAUUCGUGAAAUCCAAGAACCGGUUAACUGGGAUCGUAUAGUGUGGUAUCCACAGGCUAUCCCUCGGCAUUCGUUUCUUAUGUGGCUCAUCGUUUGCAAGAAACUUAAAACACAGGAUAUCAUGUGCAAAUGGCGGGCGUCGGGUAAUGCAAAUUAUAAUUUAUUGUGUUGCUCCUUAUGUACAUUGGGGCCGGACUCUCAUGAUCACCCAUUUUUUGAGUGCGAGUUUGCCUCUCAAGUAUGGUAUGGGGUUCGUGACAAAGUGGGCAUGCAAAUGAUCGGGAAGAGAUGGGACGAUAUCAUGGAUUACCUAAGGCAUCAUGCGGCUUCAAAAGAUGCUUCUCACAUUAUUGAUAAAUUAGUGGUGGCGGCAUCGGCUUACUUUGUUUGGCAAGAACGUAAUAAUAGAUUGUUCUCAACUAACAAAAGGAAUGUGGCUCAACUUAUCGAGGUGGUCCUUAUGACUGUUAGAAUGAAACUACAUACAAUGAAGUUUCGAAGAACGAAUAGCGUGAAUCAAGUUUUAAGCGAGUGGAGUCUUCCUCGUGAGUUGCUGUUAGACCAAGAUGAUUUUGGCUGA
Messenger RNA from Helianthus annuus (common sunflower), 3498 nucleotides. RefSeq lists its product as uncharacterized. NCBI's taxonomy places the organism in Eukaryota, Viridiplantae, Streptophyta, Magnoliopsida, Asterales, Asteraceae. The transcript is spliced from 2 exons. Gene Ontology annotation, molecular function: catalytic activity. The coding region runs from base 1 to 3498 and encodes 1165 amino acids. The record is from RefSeq and is a predicted model, not a curated record.